AGGAGGAGGAGGAGGAGGAGGAUGAAGCAGGACAACGGACCUGCACCAGCUGCCUCUAAACCAGGCCAGCACCAGACAGAGUCCAGUUUUAACUGUGUAUCAGAACCUAAAGGGGUCCAGAGGUCUGACAGCGGAACAGACAACAGAGCUGAGCCCAACAGCAGACGGAGAGGAGGAGGGGGGAAGUCCCACGGGGAAAGACCCAACUCUGACAACUUUGACCGUUACCGGGACAACGGACCGUCGUACUCUUCUACGUCGUGGGCGGGGCAAGAGAAGGACUGGGGCGUGUCCCGUGGUGAGUCUCGUCCAGUGAAAGGCCAAGUGGGCAGCGGCCCAGGCUCGGGGCCACACCUCCAAAACGGUGACUCGUCAACGGAACACCGGACAGGGCCAAUCAAACAACAGAACUACUCCUCUGGUCCCGCCCCCAGGGAGAGGGAGGAGCCACACAACAGGAACAGCACUAACCCCGCCCAUAACAACUCCAACACCGCCCCUAAGAAGAGAACGGGGCAGGUCAAAGGGCAGAGAUCAGACCAGGGGCAGGUUGGGACCAUGGAGCCUGCAGUGGCUCAAGGCCUGGGGAACUUGAAACCAGGAGACCAGGUUCUAGCGCUCUACUGGGAAGACAACAAGGUACAACUAUAUUAACACUGGAGUCAUGGUUAGAUAGAUGGGAGUCAUGGUUAGAUAGAUGGGAGUCAUGGUUAGAUAGAUGGGAGUCAUGGUUAGAUAGAUGGGAGUCAUGGUUAGAUAGAUGGGAGUCAUGGUUAGAUAGAUGGGAGUCAUGGUUAGAUAGAUGGGAGUCAUGGUUAGAUAGAUGGGAGUCAUGGUUAGAUAGAUGGGAGUCAUGGUUAGAUAGAUGGGAGUCAUGGUUAGAUAGAUGGGAGUCAUGGUUAGAUAGAUGGGAGUCGUGGUUAGAUAGAUGGGAGUCAUGGUUAGAUAGAUGGGAGUCAUGGUUAGAUAGAUGGGAGUCAUGGUUAGAUAGAUGGGAGUCAUGGUUAGAUAGAUGGGAGUCAUGGUUAGAUAGAUGGGAGUCAUGGUUAGAUAGAUGGGAGUCAUGGUUAGAUAGAUGGGAGUCAUGGUUAGAUAGAUGGGAGUCAUGGUUAGAUAGAUGGGAGUCAUGGUUAGAUAGAUGGGAGUCAUGGUUAGAUAGAUGGGAGUCGUGGUUAGAUAGAUGGGAGUCAUGGUUAGAUAGAUGGGAGUCAUGGUUAGAUAGAUGGGAGUCAUGGUUAGAUAGAUGGGAGUCAUGGUUAGAUAGAUGGGAGUCAUGGUUAGAUAGAUGGGAGUCAUGGUUAGAUAGAUGGGAGUCAUGGUUAGAUAGAUGGGAGUCAUGGUUAGAUA
Molecule: messenger RNA, 1347 nt
Organism: Oncorhynchus keta (chum salmon)
Lineage: Eukaryota; Metazoa; Chordata; Actinopteri; Salmoniformes; Salmonidae
Product: tudor domain-containing protein 3-like
Exons: 3
Coding region: 22-654 (210 amino acids)
Source: RefSeq, a predicted model, not a curated record